AUGGCGACGGGAGCAAACGCAACUCCAUUAGGGAAGUUGCACCCCAGCAUCGGCGCUAAACGGGGGUUUGACGCCGGGCCUGGAGCGGGGAACGGGCUGAUGCCGACCCCGGGGCCGCCCGGCUCCUUUCCCUCUCUGCAAGGCUUCCAGCCGUCCAUGCCCAGCGCAGCUUUCCCUCAGUCUCAUCAGUUCAGCCCAGGGACCAGUUUUUCGAGCCAAGCUCAGCAGCAGCCUUCUGCGGGGGUCGGGAUGGCCAAACCUGAUUUCGGCCAGAAGAAGGCGAGAAAGAAGAGCCGCUGGAGCAGCGAGACGCCUGAUCAGAAGACGGUCAUACCGGGCAUGCCCACCGUCAUCCCACCUGGACUGACCCGCGAUCAGGAGAGAGCAUAUAUAGUCCAACUGCAGAUUGAAGACCUGACUCGUAAACUGCGUACAGGAGACCUGGGAAUCCCUGUUAACCCUGAGGACAGGUCUCCCUCUCCUGAGCCCAUCUACAAUAGCGAGGGUAAGAGGUUAAACACCCGCGAGUAUCGCACACGAAAGAAGCUCGAGGAGGAGCGGCACUCCCUGAUCACUGAAAUGGUUGGACUCAACCCUGACUUCAAGCCUCCUGCAGAUUACAAGCCUCCAGCCACCAGAGUCAACGACAAAGUCAUGAUCCCUCAGGAUGAAUACCCUGAAAUCAACUUUGUUGGUCUGCUAAUUGGGCCUCGUGGUAAUACACUGAAGAACAUUGAGAAGGAGUGCUGUGCCAAGAUCAUGAUCCGGGGGAAAGGGUCUGUGAAGGAGGGGAAGGUUGGUCGAAAAGAUGGCCAGAUGCUGCCAGGGGAGGACGAGCCUCUGCACGCCCUGGUCACUGCCAACACGAUGGAGAACGUCAAGAAAGCUGUGGAGCAGAUUCGUAACAUUUUAAAACAAGGCAUUGAGACGCCCGAGGAUCAGAACGACCUCCGAAAAAUGCAGCUCAGGGAGCUGGCCAGACUCAACGGCACGCUGAGGGAAGACGACAACAGGAUUCUUCGUCCUUGGCAAAACUCUGAGCCACGCAGCAUUACUAACACCACCCUCUGUACCAAAUGUGGUGGAGCAGGCCACAUCUCCUCUGACUGCAAGUACAGCAGCACGUUUGCUGCCCACAGAGCACCUGGAGCUGAACCCCCUCAGUCAGCUCAAGACAAGGCUCGUAUGGACAAGGAGUAUCUGUCCCUCAUGGCUGAGCUGGGGGAGGCCCCUGUCCCUACGUCAGCUGGAGGACACACCAGUACCCAGGGAGGAGCGCCUCGGGCUGCCGGCCCCAAUAGCACCCAGCCACCACCGCAGAACCGGCCCCCGUGGAUGAGCUCUGGCCCAGCUGAGAACAGGAACUUUCACGGGAUGCAUGGGGGGCCUGGUGGCCCCGGAGGUCCCGGUGGACCUCACAAUUUCCCUCCCCCGAUGCCCAACAUGGGAGGACCGCCUAUGCCCCCCAACCCCAAUGGCCUGCCUCCACCCUGGAUGCAGCCCCCUCCUCCUCCCAUGGGCCAGGGACCUGGACCACACGGACACCCAAUGGGUCUGCUGCCGCCUCCAAUGGGUAUGAUGCCACCUCCACCUCCUCCCCCAAGCAACCAGCCACCUCCUCCCCCAUCAGGUCCUCUGCCACCUUGGCAACAGCAGGCUCCUCCUCCCCCUCCAACCAGCAGCAUGGCAACUAGCACACAGCUGCCCUGGCAACAGAAUACCACCACCACCUCCAGCCCCGGCACUGGCACCCUGCCUCCAUGGCAACAGCCCCAGCAGCCUGCAGCCUCUGGAGCCCAGCCCCCACCACCCAUGGGUACCCCAUCCAUGGUGCCUCCUCCCCCUGGAGUCCAGCCCCCGCUGCCCCCAGGCGCUCCACCACCACCUCCUCCACCACCUCCGGGCUCCACGGGCAUGAUGUACGCCCCGCCACCGCCCCCGCCACCCAUGGACCCUUCUAACUUUGUCACAAUGAUGGGGAUGGGGGUGCCAGGCAUGCCCCCUUUUGGCAUGCCUCCUGCCCCCCCUCCUCCUCCACCCCAGAAUUAAGGCUGGCUCAGAAGAACGGUCACCAUGUAUCCAUAGACUGAAGUCUGUGUGCUCACAGAAAUGUAACCAGUGCUUUAUUUUUUAUUGAUCCACGAUAUUGUGAACAAUGAGAGGCUGUAACUUAAUUCUGUUCUUCUCCCUGUUUUUAAAGUUUGUACGGGCACAGAGCUGUGUGUGUGUGUGUGUCCCUCUCGGUUUAUGUUACUUAAAUACAGAACUUAUACCGGCCUAAGGUUUAAUGUAUGUGAACACUUAACUGUCAUUGGCUUUAAUAUAUUAAAGUUCAGCUUGCAUGACGCGUUCAGACAGCUCAUUCUGUUCAAAGUGACACAUUUCUACUCAUGUCCUGUUCCCCAUCUUAGCUCUGAGCUGGACCAGAUAAAUAUUUUUGUAUACAACAUGGGAAGUGUACCUUAGUUGUGUAAAACCUUUGUAGUACUAAAAUUGUUUUCCAGAGAUUCCCAGGCUUUUUCUUUUCCUCCCCUCCGGCCUGCAUCUGGCUGGGUUUUGGAGGGGGACCGGGUGCUGCAGGCCGCGAGCUUCUGACCACCUGCACUACUCGAUCGCUGAGAAGAUCCUCGUUUUCUGCACCGCCUGCUGUGAUUAGAUGCUGUGUGCAGUGUUAGUGUUGCUUCUGUUUAUCUUCUGAGUUAUUCAAAUAGAAAAUUGUUCUUCUCUGGAGUCCACUGUGUUAUGUUAGCCUGAAUUAAUGUUGAAAUCCUGCUUGGUUUAGUAUUAAACAGAUCCAUUUCA
Molecule: messenger RNA, 2802 nt
Organism: Archocentrus centrarchus (flier cichlid)
Lineage: Eukaryota; Metazoa; Chordata; Actinopteri; Cichliformes; Cichlidae
Gene: sf1
Product: splicing factor 1
Exons: 12
Coding region: 1-2049 (682 amino acids)
Biological process (GO): regulation of mRNA splicing, via spliceosome
Cellular component (GO): nucleus
Molecular function (GO): mRNA binding; zinc ion binding
Source: RefSeq, a predicted model, not a curated record